GCACAGUCCUGAGAGAGGAGGGAAACUCCAGCAUUUCUUCACUUCACAGAACAAAAAUAAGGAGGAAAAAGGACAGUGGAAAAGGAAAACCCUGGGAACGAGGAAAGGCUGUUUUGGAGGGAGAAAGACAGAGAAAAGAAUGCUUCAGAAUGUGAAAUAACCUGGAGGACAUUAUUCUACUACAGUUCGACUAAUGGGUCUGGGAUUCUAAUGUGGCAUUUCAGGCUCUGGGAUGUACAAGAUGUUGCUGUGUUUCUCAGCAUCGCACUUUAUAUGUGUCACCUAGCUGGAGCCAUCUCCAUCCAUUCUCCCCAGAAGAGCCUCACCAGGUCAGUGCAGGAGGAUGUGUUUUUCUCGGUGGAUAUUACCUGCGAUGGGAUCCCCACCAUACAAUGGACCUUUAUGUCAGGAGCGGUGAGCCGCACCAUAGGGACAUGGCAGCCGGGGUUGUACACUAACAUAACGGUGGAUUACAGUAGCAGAGUGCAGCACUACAACAAUGGCUCUAUGGGCCUGUCAGACCUGCGCCUGGCAGAUGCUGGAUACUACCAGGUCACUGUCACAGAAACAGCAGGAAGCAGCAAGGAUGCUGGCUUUGUCCUGAAAGUGAACG
Messenger RNA from Micropterus salmoides (largemouth bass), 613 nucleotides. RefSeq names its product V-set and transmembrane domain-containing protein 5-like. Gene Ontology annotation, biological process: positive regulation of excitatory synapse assembly; filopodium assembly. The transcript is spliced from 2 exons. The annotation marks the transcript as partial. Lineage: Eukaryota; Metazoa; Chordata; Actinopteri; Centrarchiformes; Centrarchidae. The record is from RefSeq and is a predicted model, not a curated record. Gene Ontology annotation, cellular component: axon; dendrite; plasma membrane.